GCAGGGUGCAGUGUGAUGGAGGCUGGCCCUGGGGCGUGAGUUUACUCCAGCGAACUCCAAAACAGCUGAAGACGGGGGGCUGAAAGAGACACCAGUGAUCCUCGCUCAAGGAGGGGCAUAAAAACACUUCAGGUGCUUUUUGUUUGGGUUUUAUAAGGAGAUCUCUGCUGGAUCUCCUUCACUGCGCUCCGCCCGGUGCUUGAGGACAGAAGAUGCCCAGGCAGUUCCUCUGCCCAGUGUUCGGCUCGUCACUGUGGUUGGCACUGAUACUCCAGUCUCUCAUUUCCUCCGCCGUUACCUACAGGAAACCAGUGUCCGGAGGGAAGAGACAUAGCUUUCUGGAGAGAACUUUGAUUUUACUGGACGUGAAUACGCGAAGCCCGGUGAAAGUUUUGAAUGAUAACUUCCUCUCCUUGCAGUUGGAUCCCUCUAUUAUAAAGGAUGGCUGGCUGGACUUUUUAAGCUCCAAGCGCUUAGUCACUCUGGCACGGGGACUCUCUCCAGCUUAUUUGAGGUUUGGGGGCAAACGGACCGACUUUCUCCAGUUUCAUAACCUGAAGAAUCUUGCAAAGUUUAGAGGGCCUGGACCAGACUACUACCUCAAAAACUAUGAAGAUGACAUAGUGCGCAGUGACUUCGCUCUGGACAAACAAAAGGGUUGCAAGCUGGCCAGCCACCCAGACAUGAUGCUGGAACUUCAGCGGGAGAAAGCGGCUCAGAUGCAACAGGUCUUGUUGAAAGAACAGCUCUCCAACAUCUAUAGCGACGUCACAUUAACAGCCAGGUCUUUAGACAAACUUUACAACUUUGCCGACUGCGCUGGACUGCACCUGAUCCUUGGGCUGAAUGCCCUGCACAGAAACCCUGACAACUCAUGGAACACCUCUAGUGCUCUGAGUCUGCUCAAGUACAGCGCCGGCAAAAAAUACAACAUCUCCUGGGAGCUCGGCAAUGAGCCCAACAGUUACCGCACAAUGGCUGCUCUGUCAGUUAACAGCUCUCGUCUGGCCCAGGAUUACUCUCUUCUGAGAACGUUACUGCAGUCGGUGCGUUUCUACAGCCGAGCGAACCUCUACGGACCCAACAUCGGCCGUCCUCAGAAAAAUGCAAUCAUGUUUCUAGAUGGGUUUAUGAAAAACGGUGGUUCUGUGGUUGAUGCAGUAACGUGGCAACAUUACUACAUAGACAGGCGGGUGACCAAAGUGGAAGACUUCUUGAAGACAAGACUUCUAGACACCCUGUCUGAGCAGAUUACCAAGGUGUUAAAGAUUGUUCAAACUCGUGCUCCAGAGAAGCGUGUGUGGCUGGGUGGAGUUGGUCCAGCUUGGGCAGGGGGAACCAACAAUUUAUCUGACACAUUUGCUGCUGGUUUUCUGUGGCUCAACACUCUUGGGAUCGCUGCAGCUCAUGGGAUUGAUGUUGUCCUCCGACAUUCUUUUUUUGAUUAUGGAUACAACCACCUCGUCGACCAGCACUUCAACCCUUUACCUGAUUACUGGUUAUCUCUGCUCUUUAAACGUCUGGUGGGCCCCAGGGUGCUUGCGGUGCACGUUGCAGGUCUCCAGAGGAAACCACGCCCUGGACGGGUGAUCCGGGACAAACUCCGCAUCUAUGCACACUGCACCAGCUUUCACAAUCAUGAUUAUGUCAAAGGGUCCAUAACCAUCUACAUCAUUAACCUUCAUCGCUCACGAAAGAAAAUCAAGCUAGCCGGGACUUUACGAAAUAAAACUGUUCACCAAUACCUGUUACAGCCCUUCGGGACAAAUGGACUUCACUCCAUGUCUGUGCAGCUGAACGGUGAGCCCUUGCAUAUGGUGGAUAAUGAGACAUUUCCUGAGCUGAAGCCACGGACGCUCAGGGCUGGAAGAACGAUAGCCAUGCCACCUGUAUCUAUCGGCUUCUACGUCAUCAAGAAUAUAAAUGCUUAUGCCUGCCGCAGAUAACACAUACUGACCAGCUUCAGAUGAUCUUCAUGGCCUUCUCCUCUUUUUAUAAGCCCACAGAGAUGUGGAAAAGACCCCUUUGUUCAAGCAAGGGUUGCACUGAAUGCUUCCAACAACAUUUCUCCUCUUUUUACCACAAGAAAAGCUUGACUUGUGGAAAGUGAAUGUAUUUUGGUUGCCCAUUUGUGGAUUUUUUUUGUCGCUUUUGGUAGCAGGAGUGUAAUGAAGUCUCACAGUGCUUCACAGAGUGUCCCUGAGAGCUUUGUAAUCCAAUGUUGAAGACCAGCCUAAGCUAUGAACUAAGUGCCAAUGUGUGGUUCAGAUGCGGUGGGAUGAUUACAAAGCAGAAUGAGCUGAAUUUUAACAUUUUCCACUGCAAUUUUGUGGGAAAAUCUGUGCAAUGGGUUUAAACAUGGUAAAAUUUGUUAAACAGAUAUGACAGCACUACAUUCUCAUUGGUAGCUAGAAACAUGAUCAGAUUUGUCUAAAUAUAUUAAGUGACAGCCGUUCCAGUUCUCUGUAGUUCUGUGGGUGUGGAUUCUGUGUGGCCCUGUCUGUCAGCUUAAUGUGAUUCAGCAGAGUAGGACAUGUUCCUGGAUCAACAUCCUUGUUGGUUCUUAAACAACAUUCCAGCUCGACAGCCAAUCAGAUUUUAAGGUUAGAUUUAAGGGGCUUGAACACUGUUCUUUUCAACCAAUCAUUUGUCUUUGAUUUUAGAGGUAGGUCAUGCUUAGGAUUGCAAGUCUUAGAACUAUGAUUGCUUGCUAGAAAUGUUGUUCCAGGACCAACAAGGGAGGUUAAUCCUGCUAAAUCACACUGUACAAAUAACAUAUACAUCUCUCUUGUGUACUUUUUUUUUGGAUACUGGGGUCUAAAGCCACUCCAAAAUGCACAGGGCCAAUGCAUCUUAUUUUUUUCAUCACAGAACAGUAAAUAUAAAUCUCCUAUUUAAAGCCAGCUUUAUGAACUUAUAACAGUUGACUUAUGACCUGAAAAUAGCUUGCAUCUUGGGUUCUUUAUCCCAUUUUUUUUUUUUUUUUUUGGUUGCUGCUUUACAAUUUUAAACUGUAUGACGAUGAAGGUACUAUGGGGUUUGCUAAAUCGUCCUUAUAUUUUAUUGAUAAAUUAGAAAGGAAUCACAUAAUACACAACUUACACACAACAAUACACAAUCUUUAUGUGAUUCAUCAGUUCUCUGAGAAACACCGUUUAUAACUGUAAUGUUUACAAGUUUGAUUGCCCAUUAUAGCUCAGACUCUUUUGAAGGCUAAAUAGAAAGAGUAGGAAGUUUUUGAAGGUGUCUUUUUGCUUUAUGAAGAACUGUGUAUCAUACAGUUUGUUGCGCUCAGGAAAUUAGCUUGUCCAUUAACGUCCUGUACAUGCCACAUUUUCUUUUAUAUAUUUUAGCUUUAACAUUGUGACCCUGAGCUUAGUUCUCCAGAUUUAUUUUUCUAUAUUAACACUACCUUAUUCUGUGUUGAUACAGGGACCAUGGAAAGUGUUAGACAAUUAAGCCACACUUAUAAUAAUUACUUUAGAUCAAUGACGUAUUAGUUCAAGUGGUAUUUAUUUUUCAAGAACAUAAAAUUUAGCAAAAAUACAUUUUGAAAAUUUAAUGAAAAAAGACAAGUAUCCUACAUUCUGAAAAACUGCUAUUUGGCUUGAUAUUUUGUUGUUUUGUUUUUUAAAUAUUUGUUUUUGAAAACAGUUUAAGUGUUGCCAAAGUGUGCAAUUACUUUUAGGGGCCACUAUAAAUCCCAUGUACAGCGAUUCAUUUUUGCUGCUAGCUGUUUUGAUUAAUAUUAAGCAUGAUGAGUGACAAAAAAAAUGUACAGGGUACAAACCUUUUGUUAUAUUAAUAAAUGUACAUACAAUUGUGUGCUUUAUCGCUCUAUAAAUAAUAU
Molecule: messenger RNA, 3850 nt
Organism: Carassius auratus (goldfish)
Lineage: Eukaryota; Metazoa; Chordata; Actinopteri; Cypriniformes; Cyprinidae
Product: inactive heparanase-2-like
Exons: 12
Coding region: 213-1946 (577 amino acids)
Biological process (GO): extracellular matrix organization
Cellular component (GO): membrane; extracellular matrix
Molecular function (GO): hydrolase activity, acting on glycosyl bonds
Source: RefSeq, a predicted model, not a curated record